AUGAAAGAAUGUUCCUGGAAGGAAAAAAAUCCACCCUCGGCCAUCAUCCCCGGUCUACCAAUAUCUAAUCAGGAACCUGUGCCUAACAGACCCGUUUCUUCCCCGCCUACCUCAACUGAAUUUCGUCACAAAUGGGGAGAAGUAGUAACAAAUCUAUCCAAUGGUAAUCCUGGACUCAAAACGUUACAUCAGCCUAUUCAUCACCCCGGUCGACAUGAGUUCAAGAUCACCCAACUUUCCCCACAAAGUCGAAAUCUGCUACGCGAUUUGCGUGUUUCUGCUGUCACCGGUGAAAUGACGGCCAGUCCAUACGAUCGACCCGUGUCGGAUCCAGAGGAGAAUGAAUCCACGCCGGAGAGUUACGCGCGUAAAUAUCCGGAGAAGAAGACCACUCACAGACUGUCCAAAGGGCUAUGUAAACAGAAUAGCAUGAAAAUGCGAUUUGUCCGUGUGGUCCGUGGUGCUUCCAGUGUGCCUGACUUGAGCAAAGAACCCACACGGAGCGCAAUGAAGUCUAGCAGAAACAGCAGCCAUUCUAGUUUGCAUCGAAUCAAGCCGGAACAGCCGUACAUGUGCACUUCACCGAUCGCGCGCAACUCCGACUCACUUUCAUUGACUCCACCAUCCCCGGCCCAAAUCCCACUGUCGGAUACACAACAGGACUUUUCGAUCCCACUAAAAGCACCACAACUGUUCAUCGACACACAGAACGUAGAUGAUCCCAGUGAGAAUGAACAAACCCCAGUCAUAAAGGAGGAAUUGAAUAAUCCAGCGGAGUACGGCCCUUCCUAUUGCCUUUCUCCAUUUGUCCGUCCUCAGUCGGAUCAAUUUCACAUCAAACCAAAAGUGGCCUCCAGCCCGAAGUUCGCCUUCCGAUCAUUGGAUGGUGAGUUGUUCCGGGCGGUUAGCGCACCGAGAAAGUCCGAAGGCAGCCCUGUUUUGCGCACCAGUAGCGGUUCAGAUAAACGAUUCACCUUCCAAUCUCACCUGGAUAGUCUGGAUGAGACGGGAAAAACAGAACAAGUAGAGCAAAUUAAUGGUUGGAAUAAAGGACCUCAAAAGAAUAUUCCAGAGCCGAUCACAACGAACCAAACGGACAUGCGAAGUUCAGAAUUGGCCAAUACCAGCAAUCCUUUCACCGAACCACGUGAUUCUGAGUUCGAAAGCGACAGUAAUGUGAUGUCCAAUUUGAAUGAAGACUACUGCGAAACGGAAGUUCUGCCGGAGAUGAAACCAAGUGCUGAGCCCAGAGUAAACCGAAAACUGCCCCGAUUUCAUAAUUUGGUAAUUCACUUUUGGGUUUACUCCCGCCACUGUCGUAUUUAUAUCCGGACGAGAGAUCUAUAA
Messenger RNA from Echinostoma caproni, 1347 nucleotides. Lineage: Eukaryota; Metazoa; Platyhelminthes; Trematoda; Plagiorchiida; Echinostomatidae. The record is from the annotation of a GenBank genome assembly.